Molecule: messenger RNA, 1332 nt
Organism: Rhagoletis zephyria (snowberry fruit fly)
Lineage: Eukaryota; Metazoa; Arthropoda; Insecta; Diptera; Tephritidae
Source: RefSeq, a predicted model, not a curated record
AUGUAUGCAAGUUCAUCAACCCGAUUAGUUUUUAAAUUCGUAUUUCACAGUUCGUUUAACGCAUUUAUCGUACCCGUUCUUUUAGCACUAUCACCUGAAUUGAAAUCGACACCGAACAGUUUUGUGCCAAAUAAUUUUAUGAGAUCAACUGUUCAACAAUUUUUGCUGGACGUGCCCGGCCGCGUCCAAAACACCAACAGUCUAGUUGAACUCUAUUGCAUAGUCAAAUACGUGUUAAGAGCAUAUGAUUUAUAUCUAUCCGCUGAAAUAACCAGCAAUGAUAAUUACCCAACUUCUGCGUCCAGUGCUGCGCUUGCAGCCCCAAGAGAUGGAGAUUGUCUUAAACUGGAACAAGAUAAAUUUGAUGUCGAUCAAGCAUAUUUUGAUGAGGUUGGCGGAAAACAAAUUGACACGUUCACAUCAAACGAAUCUGUGGAAAUGCCUGGUUUUAUAGGCGAUAUAAGCAAAACGGGCUCAGUCAUGGAAUUUCUGGAAGAUGCCGAUUUGGCCACUUUACAUCAGCCACAGUUAUCUAAUUUAUCAGAGAUGUUAAAAGAUUCAACGAAUACACAGGGGCAGCAAAAUGAUGUAGCGCCACCCAAGCCUAGAACAAGUAAAAGCAAGAGAAGUGAGGUUGUUCACACCGAUUACCAACCUGCAACUGCAAGACCAAGGUCGCAUGCAGUAGUAAAUAUUAAAACACAUGUAACCGAACGCGAAUAUACUUUGCGAAGACGUUUACCUACGCGUACUUUUUUGAGAAUUAUUGAUAACGAGCAGGCACCAACUACGCACGGUCGUAAAACUGCCUUCAGUUUCUUCCCCCUAGAAAAAACUUGGGCAGACGGAUUAAUGCCUAACACAGAAACGGAACCUCCAGGGCCUGACCGUGUUCAAUCGCUACUUGAAGAGGUCAGUGCCGGCACAUCGUCGAGUAUAAAUGUUGCACGCCAACAUGUUUCUGCAGCAUCGGUUUCAGGACUUCCUGCAUUGCAACUGGCGCAGUCACAAUCUGAAGGACCAUCAUGGCAAUUUUUCGAUGACAUUUUCGACACAAUACAGGAUAUUAGGGACGGUUUGCCUCUACAUACUGAAACUGCAGGGUAUACCACUUACAUAAUUUCUAUCUAUUGGGGUAUUCACAAUGGUGUCGUAAGUGGUAUGUCGUAAACUUCAAACGCCUAAAAGAUAUGAUAAGGGGUUCGCAAAGUACCACCAAAGUCAUAUUAUGAAUGUUUGCAGUAUUCAAAAAUAGCUGGUUGUCGUUUCAAGUUCUCUAAACAUUUAUUUAAGCUCUUCAAGUUUACGACAUACAACAAUACGACACCGUUG